ACUCCAGACAGACAACAACAACAACAACAACUACAACGGGAGGUAUGUUCAAAUGGUCCAAAUCAGAACCCCGCCCACCCUCUUCUGAGACUAUGUUUGGAUGGUUUAAAUCAGAACCCAGUCCACCCCCUCCUGAGACUCUUAAUGAAGAGUGGAGGAAAAUACCAUGGGGCCACAAAGAGAGAGACCUUCAGUAUGUGGAGGAUUAUCAGCCUCAUCAUAAAGACCUUGACCAGCUCAGAAUUCUGCUUUAUGGACCGACUGGUUCUGGCAAGUCCAGUUUCAUCAAUUCUGUCGAAAGUGUUUUACGAGGCAGAAUCACUGCUCAAGCUUUGUCUGAUGCAACCUUUGGCAACAGCUUCACCAGAAAAUACAAAACUUACAAAAUCCAAAAAGGAGAACCAGGAACAUUUUACCGUUUUGCCUUCACUGACAUCAUGGGCCUUGAGCAAACUGACAGAGGAGUUGGUGUGGAGGACAUCAAAGUGGCCAUGAUGGGAAACAUAGGAGAUGGAUAUAAUUUCAAUCCUGUCUCUACAAUAUCUAAGGAUGAUCGUCGCUACAACGACAACCCCACUCUAAAUGACAAAGCUCAUGUUCUGGUCUGUGUUGUCUCUGCCAGCAAAGUAGAUAUACUGAGUGAUGAAACUGUGAAAAAGAUGAGGGAUGUCAGACUUGGAGCCAGUGACAUGGAUAAGGAGAUUCCCCAACUGGCUAUUCUCACCAACAUUGAUGAAGCCUGUCCAGAGGUCAAAAGAGAUCUAAGGAAUGUGUACAUGAGCAAGUCCCUUAUGAAAAAGAUGGAGAAAUUGAGUACAUCGCUGGGUAUUCCACUGAACUGCAUCUUUCCUGUGAAGAACUACCAUUCAGAGAUUGACACAGAUGAUGACAUUGAUACACUGAUACUGAGCGCACUGAGACGAAUGAUUGAUUUUGGAGAAGACUUUGUCAACAACCUGUAGACCUACAUACUGCAGAGGAAAAACUUGCUUUAUCAUAGCCUCAUCAAAGCAAGUUCGCAAACAAAAAUGUGUAGAAAUAAUAAAAUAAAGUAGGCAAUCUUGCUGUUUGGUUUUCAUUUGUAAGUAUAUAAUGUAUUUCGACUGCAAGUUAUAAUAUAACCUGUUCUGUAUUUACUUUGCUGGAUAAAAUAGGAAUAUAGGCUUGAAACCUGCAGGUGCAUAAAGCAGACUUGUUUCAUUCUCACUAUGCAUUUUAUUUUCUGCAAUAUUGCAUUGUUAGCUAUGGUUUGUUGAUUCAAGUUGUAUGGGUAUGGAUUUAUUGUGUUGUAGUCCUUCAUUAAUCAUAAAUUGGGUGAUUAGCAGGUCAAAUGGCAUGUAAGUCAAGUUCAAACUGGGCUGAAUGUGGUUAAAAAGUUCUGGUUACAUAUACUGAACCUGUUGUUCCAACAGCAUUUUCUGUUGCAAUGUUUGAACCUGUUACAUAUCUAAUCAAUGUACUACAGUACUGCUGUUCAGGUAAAACCACAAUAAAAACUAAAAAUAAUUAAA
Dicentrarchus labrax (European seabass) is the source of this 1511-nucleotide messenger RNA. Its product is annotated as interferon-induced protein 44. NCBI's taxonomy places the organism in Eukaryota, Metazoa, Chordata, Actinopteri, Moronidae. Bases 45 to 962 code for a protein of 305 amino acids. The transcript has 9 exons. The record is from RefSeq and is a predicted model, not a curated record.